Esox lucius (northern pike) is the source of this 2688-nucleotide messenger RNA. It is a transcript of the gene gtf2e1, whose product is annotated as general transcription factor IIE, polypeptide 1, alpha. Gene Ontology annotation, biological process: transcription open complex formation at RNA polymerase II promoter; transcription initiation at RNA polymerase II promoter. The transcript has 5 exons. Bases 352 to 1722 code for a protein of 456 amino acids. The record is from RefSeq and is a predicted model, not a curated record. NCBI's taxonomy places the organism in Eukaryota, Metazoa, Chordata, Actinopteri, Esociformes, Esocidae. Gene Ontology annotation, cellular component: transcription factor TFIIE complex.
ACUGAGAUUUCGAGCUAGAUAGAUCAGACAAGUUUCGCUAGCAUAGAUGCUAACGUUAGCUUGCCGGUGUGAAUGCUAUUUAUUUCGUUUAAAUUCGCGAGUAUAGUUAACUAACGGUAUAAUUUAAUGAAUCACAUGCUGGCUAACCUCGUGGUUACUGCGACCAAGUCAAUUAAUCUAUUUCAAAUACCACCAAAGAGAAGGACCCCAUAGAACUUUGCCUCGUUUCUCCCCUCAAGAACAUCUAAUUUCUGCCUUGCAUUUUCCAUCUUUCAACUGUCACCCAAAAAGGCCUUUCAGGCUACCUAUUAGCCCUGUAUUCUGGAAACACUUUGUUUUUUAGCAUAAAACAUGUCAGAACCAGAAGUGUUAACAGAGGUCCCAGCGUCUCUGAAGCGUCUGGCCAAGCAGGUUGUCCGGGGCUUCUACGGUGUGGAGCAUGCGCUGGCCCUGGAUGUCCUCAUACGUAACCCCUGUGUCCGUGAGGAGGACAUGCUGGAGCUGCUCAAGUUCGACCGCAAGCAGCUGCGCUCGGUGCUCAACACGCUGAAGGGGGACAAGUUCGUCAAGUGCCGCAUGCGGGUGGAGACAGCGCCGGAUGGAAAGACCACGCGCCACAACUACUACUUCAUAAACUACCGGCUGCUGGUCAACGUGGUCAAGUACAAGCUGGAUCACAUGCGGCGGCGCAUCGAGACGGACGAGAGGGACUCGACCAACCGGGCAUCAUUCCGCUGUCCCUGCUGCUUCAGCACCUUCACUGAUCUGGAGGCCAAUCAGUUGUUUGACCCCAUGACAGGGACGUUUCGCUGCACCUUCUGUCAGACUGAGGUGGAGGAGGAUGAGUCUGCGGUGCCUAAGAAGGACGCCCGGACCCUGGUGGCCCGUUUCAACGAGCAGAUCGAGCCCAUAUAUGUGCUGCUCAGGGAGACCGAGGAUGUUCACCUGUCCAACGACCUGCUGGAGCCCGAACCCGGCGAGAUCCCUGCCCUGAAACAGAGUCGGGACCGCGCGGCCGCAGCAGCGGGGACGGCAGCUGGCGGCCACCACCGUGAGGCCUGGUCCACCAAGGGUUCGACGUAUGCAGACAUGUACACCCAGAACGUGGAGAUCAGCAUGGGGGAGCAGGAGGAGCACCAGAGGAGGCUGGCCAGUGAGGGCAAAGCUCCCAGGGAGAGGCCCGUCUGGCUGACGGAGAGCACCGUGCACGGAGGGACGUACAGUGAUCCAGACCCACUUAAGAAUGCCGGAGAAGACGCGGCAGGAUCUCAGACGGGUGCAGCCGGACUUGGCGGUGGCCAAUUGGACGAGAACGAGGAAGUGAUGCGGGCCCUGCUCAUCCAUGAGAAGCGAAGUGGCGCUGGGCCGGCAGGAAGCGGGGCCGGAGCGGCAGCCAGGGCUCUCACUUCCUCGUCAGCAGCCAACGCCAGCGACUCGGAGAGUGACACCAGCGAAUCAGACGAGGACUCACCGGGGGCUCCACCGCCUGUGGCUCACGCCACGGUCCAGCGGCGGCCGACGGGCAUGGAGAUGGAGGAUGACGAUGACGACGAAGAGUUUGAGGAGGUGGGGGACGAUGAGCCCAUGGUGACGGUAGGAGGGAGGUCCUUCUCCUACCGGGAGGUCAGCCAGAGACCUGAGCUGGUGGACCAGAUGAGCUCUCAGGAGAAAGAGGCUUACAUCGAGAUGGGGCAGAACCUCUUCCAAGACAUGUACUUCUGACUGAACACACGCUGUCCUUACUGGGGUCUGACCCCCCCCCCCCCCCCCCCUUUGGUUGAAACAAACAUCAUUAUGUAUCCAGAGUUGCAUGUGUUUUUUCAAGCAAUUGCCAUAUUUUCAAGCUAUAGCAAAAAAAAAAAAAAAAAUCUGCAUGUCCUGACAGGACCAACAGUGUUGGUGUGGUUUUUGUUUGGAAGAAUGAAAUCUUGCCUUACUGGAUGGGCACAGCCUCUCCCUGAACCCUCCUCAUUGUCAUCCAACCAUCCCUUCUCUUUUCCUUACAUCCAUCACUCUUUCCCUUUCUCCUCAGCGCUCCGCACUGUACAUUAUUUAUUUCUCCUCUUUCCAUCUACACACAGCUCACACACAGACAAUCUCCCCCCUUUUUUUGUCCUAUGAGGGGAUUUUUUUUCCCUCCCUUGGCUCCUUCCACAGAGAAAGGGACGACUCUGGAAGCGAAUAAUACCGGCUUUGAUGUUACCGCGGUAACCCCCGGGACAGGGUGACCGGGCCCUUUAUCUGUGGUGUGGGGGUGACAUUUGCCGAGCGUGUGUGGCUUGUUUCUUCUUCUCCGGGAUGCGACAGUACACGGCAGUGUGUCUGUAGCGGUCUAUGUGGGAGUCACGGUGCAUGGGGAACUCCUUUUGUCAGUGUUGUUUUUAUUUAAACAUUGGGAGAAAGAAGACUGAUUUAAGAUAUUGAAAUGUCUUUAACUUUGUUUUAUAUAACCUUUUGAAAUAUAAACGAAUAAAUGUGCCAAGAGUGUCUUGAUUCUCACGUCGAGGCUGAACGUGAACAUUGACUGCACAGGCUGGUAUUUCUUUUUCCUUUUUUCUCUACUUUGGUUCUGAACAGUACUUUUUUUGUCUGUAGUUAAACCUGUCAGUGGAGGGCCCUUUGUCCCCCACUUAGAGCUCAAUGAUUUGUAAUGCUUCUGCAAUAAAACCGAUGGUAUUUUUUUGAUGA